AGUCCCGUGUCCAGUUGUGGAGCAUCCAACACAAGGGUCUGGAACAGCUGGAAUAGCAGCACAGCCUUCAGGGACGCCAGUGGCAGCAGCGCCAUCGCUCCCCGUUGCCAGGCGAAGCUCCCAAACGAGCCUUUGUUUAUCGGAGCAGUGGGGGACCGGAGCCGAGAGAGCAGGGCGGGGAUCGGAGCUAACGCGACAGUGCCGAGAGCAGCGCCGGGAUCUCGGCUUUGCAGUUUCCGGGCUCCGUUGUUGGGCGGCCCCAGGCUCCUUCCCACUCUGUCCGGCCGCGGGGCUGGCAGCGGACUGCGACCCUCAGCAUAGAGCCUCAGCAGGCGCUGGGCCAGAGCCGCCCAGAGUUCGAAAUGCAGCAGGAAGAGGAGGAGAGGAAUAAAGAGAAAGAGGAAAAGGAGGAGAAGAAGCAGGAGGAGGAUCAGGAGGAAGAGGCGGAGAAAAAGAGCGAGCAGCAGGAGGAAGGUGAAGGUAAAGCUGCCGCGGACGCCUCUGUGCCAGCCGAGCGGUGCCUCGAGUGCGGGCAGAGCCUCCCGCCCGGCUGGCAGCCGGGGAAGCAGCAGCAGUGCCUCCAGCCUGGCACCCAGCGCUUCAUCUGCACCCACUGCGCCCAGAGGCGCUCUGGGUUCCUCCGGCGGCAGCGCAGAAGCACCCAGGCGGGCACCAAGCCGCGAUUUAGCUGCGAUGAGUGUGGCAAGAGCUUUGCCAGCAGGUCUGCUCUCAGCCAGCACCACCAACGCCAUACUGGGAAGAAGCAGUUCCCUUGUGGCGACUGUGGCAAGGGCUUUACCAACAGCUCUGAUCUCCUCGAGCACUGGCACGUCCACAACGGGGAGAAACCAUACAGCUGCAGCGUCUGUGGCAAGAACUUUGCCCCCAGGUCCACUCUCAGCUGCCACCGAGCAGUGCACACCAGUGAGAAGCCGCACAGCUGCGGCGACUGCAGCAAGAGCUUCGCCAGCAUCUCCCACCUUAAAAGGCACCGCCUGGUGCACACUGGUGAGAGGCCGUACAGCUGCGGUGUCUGUGGCAAGGGCCUUGCCAGCAGGUCUACUCUCCGCUACCACGUUGCCAUCCACACUGGGGAGCUGCCGUACGGCUGCGGUGUCUGCGGCAAGAGCUUUGCCAGAAGUUACAAACUCAGCCAUCACCUCCUUAUCCACAGCGGGGAGAAGCGGCACAGCCGCGCUGACCGCGGUGUGACCAUCACCAGUACUGUCCGACUCAACAGUCGCCACCGCAUCCACAGUGGGGAGAAGCGGCACAGCCGCGCUGACCACGGAGUGACCAUCACCAGCACUGUCCGACUCAACAGUCACCACCGCAUCCACAGCGGGGAGAACCUGUUCCACUGCUCUGACUGUGGCAAGAGCUUUGCCCACAGUACCAGCCUGAUCUAUCACCGGUGCCAAGACCCCUACAGGCCUAUAUAGAGCCCUACAGAGCUGCCCAGACCCCCGUAGGCCUAUAUAGAGCCCUGGAGACCUGCCCAGACCCCUAUAGGCUUAUAUAGAGCCCUACAGAGCUGCCCAGACCCCUAUAGGCCUAUAUAGAGCCCUACAGAGCUGCCCAGACCCCUGCAGGCCUCCACACCGGGGAGAAGCCCUACAGCUGCAGCGACUGCGGCAAGA
Pogoniulus pusillus (Red-fronted tinkerbird) is the source of this 1640-nucleotide messenger RNA. RefSeq names its product zinc finger protein 239-like. The coding region runs from base 363 to 1442 and encodes 359 amino acids. The transcript has a single exon. Gene Ontology annotation, biological process: regulation of transcription by RNA polymerase II. NCBI's taxonomy places the organism in Eukaryota, Metazoa, Chordata, Aves, Piciformes, Lybiidae. Gene Ontology annotation, molecular function: RNA polymerase II cis-regulatory region sequence-specific DNA binding; DNA-binding transcription factor activity. The record is from RefSeq and is a predicted model, not a curated record.